AUGAGCCGUGCUACAAAACUACUCUCCAUUCCUCUGUUGCUUCCUCCAGCUGGCACCAUCAAUUCACCUCUACCUGAUCUAGUAUCUUCUUUCAAUUGUGGUGGUCCCGGUUUUGGUCCCACUUGUCAACUUAUCCACUUGCACGAUGCUUUGGGAAGACCUAUAAUUCCAACAAUUUCUCCACGUGUGGAUCAAGGGGUUGAUAAAUUACCAACCGGGUGGACUGCAUAUCGACGUAAUUACCUCUCCCUAUCAGCAGCAUACUCAUUUGAAAAUGCCAUUAAAGGCGACUCAUAUAUCGAUAACCAGAAGGUGAAACAAUUCCUCAUUCAUUUACGUUUGCACAGCUUCGAUGAUGACAGCGUCCAGUUUCCCUUAGCAAUUGUCAGUCGAGACCGGGACAAAAGAUACAAGUUAGUGCCAGUCCCGGUGGGCAGUGGCCAAUUGAAUGACCCUUCAGAUCUCAAGCAGAGAGUGACCAAAACGAUCUCUCCAGAAAUCGUUAAAGCAAAGCAAGGGGAGUUUGUGAGAUACACCAGGCUUCAAGUGGAUUCAUCCAGUUGGUCUCUGCCCGUGCGCUAUAAACAGGGAACGCAAUUGGUGGUAGAAUUAUGGGCAGUCACUGAGACAGAGGAAAAAUUUAUGGUCGCUUUCUCGGAGCUGGAUAAAAUUCUCUUUACACUGACGCUGCGCAACCUGAUUCAAUCACCAGAAGGCUCUCCAUGUAGACGUCGCAAAAGAACUCUUGAUGAUAGUUAUUCUAAGCCGAAGCGGUUGUGCCUUGAAUCCGAUUGGUUUAGAGCUCCAGACGAACCGACAACAGAAAAUUUGGCCUCGGAAGAGCAAGACUGGUUUGUUUUACCGGAAUCAUCUGUUAUAGCAAUUGAGGAUCCCAUCUAUUUGGUGGGUUCCCCUGAAAAAUAUUGCGCAGAAGGUACGCAACUCCCCGGUAUGUUUGACCGACAACAAGGGUACUUGGACCCGCCCAUGACGCCGAAUCCCACCCACCUCUUUUCCCCCUUUGCAACAAGUACUCCCAACAAUGCCCUUCAUUCGACUUAUCCGGGUUACGAGUACUGGGAAGAGAUACCCAUGGCCCUCUUUGAUGACUGUGGCCAAUCAGACUCACCUCUGAAGUAG
Messenger RNA from Diutina rugosa, 1140 nucleotides. RefSeq lists its product as uncharacterized. Gene Ontology annotation, biological process: regulation of DNA-templated transcription. Bases 1 to 1140 code for a protein of 379 amino acids. The transcript has a single exon. The record is from RefSeq and is a predicted model, not a curated record. Gene Ontology annotation, molecular function: DNA binding; DNA-binding transcription factor activity. Lineage: Eukaryota; Fungi; Ascomycota; Pichiomycetes; Serinales; Debaryomycetaceae.